Sphaeramia orbicularis (orbiculate cardinalfish) is the source of this 631-nucleotide messenger RNA. Its product is annotated as ankyrin repeat domain-containing protein 66-like. The record is from RefSeq and is a predicted model, not a curated record. NCBI's taxonomy places the organism in Eukaryota, Metazoa, Chordata, Actinopteri, Kurtiformes, Apogonidae. The coding region runs from base 76 to 573 and encodes 165 amino acids. Gene Ontology annotation, molecular function: protein binding. The transcript has 3 exons.
UGGCACCAUUAAUGACAACAUUAGAACACUGGACUGAAGGUUGGGACCCGGUUGCUAAGCAACCCUGCAAACGCCAUGACAGAGCUGCACCAGGCAGCGGCAGCAGGCGAUUUUGACAAAGUUGAAGAUAUAUUAAGACAAAAUAAAUGCAAUCCCAAUCAGAGAGACGUGGACUGGAGCUCCAAGACCCCCCUCCACUGGGCCGCAGCACGAGGACAUACAGAAACUGUCCGGAUCCUCAUCGAACACGGGGCCAGGCCAUGUCUGCGGACAGACCACGGCUGGACUCCGGCCCACUUCGCUGCAGAGUCGGGACGCCUGGCGGUGUUGAGGCUGUUACACUCCCUCCACGCUCCCAUAGACAAGGAGGACUGCUGUGGAGAUAAACCGCUGCGAAUAGCCCAAAUCUAUGGCCACCACGAGUGUGUUCGCUUCCUUAAAAAGGCUGAGGCUGAGUGUCAGGUCUACCGCUCCAUGGCAACAAAUAAAGGCCUUUCACUGGAUGACACUGAUGAAGAGUGGGCAGACCAGUCCAAAGAAAAUGAAGAAGACAGGAGUAACAUACACACAUAGUUCAAAAUCAUCUUUACUUUUGAUUCCGUUCAACAGUGUUUGAUGUAAUUUCAGUACU